Molecule: messenger RNA, 6877 nt
Organism: Odontomachus brunneus
Lineage: Eukaryota; Metazoa; Arthropoda; Insecta; Hymenoptera; Formicidae
Gene: Ac13E
Product: adenylate cyclase type 9
Exons: 8
Coding region: 159-4607 (1482 amino acids)
Biological process (GO): intracellular signal transduction; cyclic nucleotide biosynthetic process; adenylate cyclase-activating G protein-coupled receptor signaling pathway
Molecular function (GO): adenylate cyclase activity
Source: RefSeq, a predicted model, not a curated record
GUCGGCGCUGCGUAAGAAGAGCCGCGAAAAAUGGCGUCCGGUGACAUUAGCUGAUUUCCGCGGGUAACUCCGAUGUCAAUGAGGAGGAGGAGGAUGAUUUCUCAAAUUUUCCGACGUUCUCGCCCUUGACCGAAGUGAAUUAACUGGCGAUCAUCAAUAUGACUCCGCCGUUGAAUCGAAAACGCGGCUCGUCUGUCAGCUUUACAAGAGCAAAAGACGAUGGCGAUGACGCCGAAGACGAGAUUCACAUAUCUCUGGCACCAUAUAUACAGACGUACCUGGCACACAGUAGUCAGGGAUUGGGAUGCUGUGGUAUUAGUUUACCCGUGCCGUUCGAACGGGCAGCACCACGAUCCUGGUGGAAUCCGAGAUUCGACUCGGAAAUCCUCGAAGAACAGUAUAGGAGAAGUGCCUUUCCUCAAAUUAGAUUAAGAUUUCGGUACGCUCUCACAUAUAUCUUGCUGGUGUCCUUAUCUUGGUUGGCGUAUUUUGUGAUAAUCGGAAUCGAGAACAAAACAUCGACGUGGCCUGCAAUAGCAGCCGUUCUUAGUAUCGUCGGCGUCAUGAUGGCGGCGGUGCUCUAUUUAACAUAUACAGAUUACUACAAUUCCUACGUACUACCGACCUCUUUGGGAGUCGCGUUCAUGCUUUGUUUCCUGUCCUUAUUCUUCCUUGCCAUGAUACCGCCUUACGUGGAUGGAUUGACUUUGGUCGGACACUUCGCCCUGUGCUCAGAGAUCUUAUUAGUUAUUUAUACGGUGCUGCCGAUGCCGCUCUAUGUCUGCGUGGCGAUAUCCACGGUUUACUCAUUCAUGUUUGAGUUAUUGACUGCCUAUUUGUACGGCUCGAAAGACGCGAGAGAAAGAUUCUAUGGCAAACGAGUUGUACGAAAUAACUUCUUAGAAAGAAACGCGACGGUAGAGCACGAGAAAACGAUGGUACCUAUGCACUCAUCUCAAAAGGAUUCUCUAACUAUUGCUGGUCUACAGAAUGUGAUACGUAAUAUUAGUGAUUUUACUACAGUUAGCACAGAGACAAUAUCGACGAUGCACGAAGCGAGAAGUAUGGGGCCGAGAUCCUUGGAGCAGGAAACACUGACUCGACGAUUGUACGGAUUUUUGGCAGACUCGGAUAUCUCAACGAGAUUCAAUUCCAGCAUCCCGUCGACGAUGGCCGCGGUUAAUUCCACUAUAAAUGCGUCGACCGUGAAUGUUAUUAGCAAUAACAUCGGCUCGGCUGACCAUAUCAGCAAUAAUUUACUCUCCGAUGAUAUUGAUUUCUCAACGAAUCUCACGAUACGGAUUCUCAUGCAAAUCUGUAUUCAUUUGAUAGGCAUACAUAUCUUGAUAAUGACUUUCGUGAGAAUGCGCGGUACCUUUAUGAAAGUCGGCCAGUCUCUGCUGGUCCGUCGACAAUUGGAGAUGGAGAAGCAACUGAAGGAAAAGAUGAUACACUCCGUGAUGCCGCCGAAAGUCGCGGACUGGCUGAUGGAGGAGAGCGAGCGUGAAAGAGAACGAGAAGAUUCGUUGAAGAAGGGCUCGAUACCGUCCAAUAACACAGACAUCCGCUCGUUAUUUCGCCCGUUCAACAUGCACUCGAUGGAGGACGUUAGUAUCUUGUUCGCCGAUAUCGUCGGCUUUACCAGGAUGAGCUCGAACAAGACCGCGGAGGAACUGGUGGGCAUCCUGAAUGAUCUCUUCGAACGUUUCGAUGAUCUCUGUGAACAUCACGGAUGUGAGAAGAUAUCUACGCUGGGCGACUGCUACUACUGUGUGAGCGGAUGUCCUGAGCCGAGAUUUGAUCAUGCAAAGUGUUGUAUAGAAAUGGGCUUAGCUAUGAUCGAGGCGAUAAAACAAUUUGAUAUCGAAAGAAAGGAAGGUGUGAACAUGAGGGUGGGCGUGCACACGGGCACCGUACUCUGCGGGAUCGUAGGCACGAAGAGAUUCAAGUUCGAUGUCUGGUCGAACGAUGUAACAUUGGCGAAUAAGCUCGAGAGCACAGGAAAACCCGGCCGUGUGCAUUUGAGUGAGAAUACUUUGAGAUUUUUGGAUGACCAGUAUAUCACGGAGGAGGGAGAACUAGUCAAUGGCGUUAAAACUUAUUUCAUUAGAGCCCGCAAAUCGGACUUUAUGAAUCAAUUUAUUACGAACAUUACGUCACCUAAAAGUAUCUCGCCGUUAAUGCAGUCGCGUAGCCGUCUGGCAUCGUGCAAUACUCAGGUUAAGCCACGCCAUCAUUAUCUCCAUAUGGUCACCAAUGCAAGUAACUACAGGAUGAAAGCCAAUUCUUUGCCGAGUAUCCUGGAUUCCGAGAACGGCGGCGACACUAUAGACGAAAAAGAGGACUCGAACAAAAGCCCGACGUCCACCGCUAGUUACGGCAAAAAGAAAGUGCGGAACAAACCGUGGAAGUAUUUGCAGAGGCAACGAACGACCGAGGAGAUGAUACCGCUGGAGAUAGAGGAAGGAAGAAACAUCGCUAUGGGACGAACGAAACCUGAAAUUCAGACGUAUGAGGAAUGCAAUGGAUUUAGACGAAUUCCUUUUACCAAUGGCGUCGAGAUGGAUCCGAAUCCUGUACCUUCUAGUCCUUUGUUAUCUGGUCAGGAACCGAUUAGUCACGCUUCUUCCAUAUGUAGUAGGAAAGAUUCUGGCAUUAAAAGCAACAGCAGGCGAAGUAGCAUACAACAGCAGUUGUUCCUAAUGAACGGCAUGGCCCAAGGUGAUUUACUAGGACACAGGGUCAGUGGCUAUUAUACUUCUAGUUCAACGUUAAAUUCUACUCACGAGCCUUCGUCGUCGGUACCUCCUUACCCGUUUCCACCGAUGGUAACGGAUACAUUCGGCGCAUGCUUUCAUAAACUACGGAAGCAAUCUGAUCUCCAGUUGAUUAGGUGUGUCCAAGACAACGUGAGUUCUCAACGCUCGUACUUCGUUAAGCCGCCGCUCUCCAGCGUUACUCUUUUCUUCAAAAACAAGGAGAUGGAGAAGGAAUAUCGAGAGAAUGCGCACAAAGCUAGCGAUGGUAUUGGCGGUAAUCCACCCACACUGGCUACCUCGCGGUUCAACACGUAUUUUGAUAUUCUGAUAUCCGCCCUGGUGUACACGGCCAUCACGAUCUCGCUUUUCCUGCUCUGCAAGCCGACAACUCACUACAUGGUGUUCUCGGUGGUUGCCAUCGCCGUUCAGAUAAUAGCAGUGUCUCUCUGCAUCAGACAGCUUCUCUAUCCCAACACCACUCAUGCGACGUUCACGCAGAGGAUAUUUAAGUUCUUUUCCCGUUGGUAUCCGUGGCAUGUGUGCGGCGCGGUCCUGGUCGGUCUACCGAUCAUCUCCAUCUUGCUCAACUUCACGUGCAACAGCUUUAAAAGUCUCAGCAAUUUCGAGUACUACUACAGCUAUCUCAUCCUCGUCGGGUUAGUCCACUUUUGCAACUUCACGCAGCUGAAUUGCUGGAUGAAGAAUCUUCUGGUCACACUUAGCGGCAUAUUAUUUAUAUGUCUCGUGGUAAGUCACAUAUCGUACCAUCAAGAGAAUCUUGGCAGCACUGGUAACGUUCACAGUAGUAAUAACUCAUUAGCGCAGCUGAGCGCGCUACAUCCGAAUAUCCUGAAACCGCUUGCGAGCGAACAGAGUAGUUUAAAGAACGGGACGUUUUCGAGCUCUAUGAGAGAUUUUCUCGACACCACGAGAACGCUUGCGUCGAGCGUGAAGCGUAUGGAACGUCGAUACGAGACGUUGUUUGCGACUUUGGGAGAAGCAUACACUCGAUACAACGAAAGAUUGUACAAUUCCGAGAUAUAUCUGGACAUGGUGCUGCUGUUGCUGCUGGUCUGGUUCUUGAAUCGCGAGUUUGAAAUUAGCUAUCGGCUGUGCUUUCACGGUAACGCGGUGGCGGCGCGCGACAAGACGCGCGUGCAGUCGAUGAAGAAUCAGGCCGACUGGCUGCUGCACAACAUCAUUCCUAAAUACGUGGCCGACCAGUUGAAGACCACCGCCAAAUACUCGCAGAAUCAUAAGUCCGUAGGCAUCAUCUUCGCCAGCAUCGUGAACUUCAACGAACUGUACGACGAGUCAUAUCUAGGUGGUAAGGAAUAUCUGCGCGUGCUCAAUGAGCUUAUAGGCGACUUUGACGAGCUGCUAGAGAAACCGGAGUUUGCGAAUGUCGAAAAGAUUAAGACGAUCGGCAGCACCUUCAUGGCAGCGAGCGGCCUGAAUCCACAGGUGAGAGAACAGAGCGAGCAUGAGUACACGCACCUGUUUCAACUGCUGGACUUCGCCGUGGCGAUGCACAAGGUGAUCUACGAUUUUAAUCGGGACCUGUUGGGUUUCAAGCUGAUCUUACGAGUGGGUUACAAUUACGGCGACGUCACGGCCGGCGUGAUCGGUGCCACGAAGUUGUAUUACGAUAUCUGGGGCGACGCGGUCAACAUAGCGUCGCGGAUGGACUCCACCGGGGUCGCCGGCAGGAUACAGAUGGCCAGCGAUUGCUUGGGCGUUCUGUCGGAGCUCUAUGAAUUCGAGCCACGUGGACAGGUGUACGUUAAGGGCAAGGAUAACAUGGAUGUUUUCCUGCUGAUAAGUAAGAAGGAGAAUGCCAGCGCUUGAAGAUUCAACGUGCCAAUUACGUGCGACACACAUGUCGAAGAUCUGACACAGCGAUUGUUUAGCGUUUAGAUUAUUAUCAGUCGACUCGUGUCGAAAUAUAUUGAUGUUGAAGAGAUGCAUACGUGUGAAAGUGGUGAGCAAAAGGAGUGGUAUGUUUCUCAUGGAUCACAGUAGCUACAUAGGCGCUACUGGAAGCGUACUCGCCUUAUUCGUUGACUGCUCAAAUUCUGCUAAAACAAGAGAUAUUUAUUAACUAGAGAUGUUUAUUGUAUUUUUGUAAAUACGUCGCGCGAACGGUGUAACGAAACGGAAUCUAUCACGGGAUUAUUUUUCCCGAAUAUACGAACGACGCUGCCUGGAGACGAGCAACCCAGCAUGAUAUAAUAUAAAGGGAGAGAACUUGUCGCGUGGCAUUCUAUAUUGAUAUUCUAAGGGUAACAGCGAGCUGUAUCGCGCGUGAUAAAAGUCAACGAAACUCGAAUACCCCGCGUUAUGUGUUAAGGUUCCUGGAUACCUUCUAUCUCUCUUUUUUUAAUGACGUCAGAAGCGAGAAAAUGCAUACUAAAAAUUCUUGCGAAAUACUUUGAGAUAACAAGAUAUAUCCACAAAAUAACACUUGUGAUCGAUUGAGAAGACCUCUAAAAUAUUUCGUACACACUUUCCUUUUGCUCUAACAAUUAAUAAGUAAUCGUAAAAUUAAUAUGACAGAAUAAUAAAGAAAUUAGAUUAAAGAAAGAAGAUCACGUUAAUUUUAUGAUUAUUUAUUAAUUGUUAAAGCAAAAGGGAAAUGUUCGGAGGAAAAUGAUGCGAGUACUCAGGAGCCUUAAAUCAAUUUUAGAGAGUAAUAUAAAAAGUAAAUUUUACACGGUCUCUCGUCUUCCUGUCUGAUAUUGCGACAUGUAUAAUACGUAACCGAAGUAAAACGACGAACGUUGUUGCAGAUGUCGCUCGAGGAUUAAUUAAUCUACGGAUGAAAGCGAGUAAUACGUGAAAUUAUUAUUAAAUAUCGAAUUAAUGAGAUGAAAAACUAACAUAUAUUAGCAUAAAAUUAUGUAACGUGCGUCUCGAAGUGCUUACAAAUGAUGAAAGAUAAUUUUACCAAAGAACAAUAAGCUUAACGCGAUUCAGGCCACGAACGUAUGUACAUAGAAAUGCAGAUUAUGCUUAAGAUUUGUUGCUGUAGAAACGAUGCACGUGGAUGGAACCAAUUGCGUAUACACAUAUGCAUGGAAACACAAUUGCGUAUACACAUUCCAAGCGCAGCUCGUGACGAGCAGGCUCGUCGCGGAUACGCUCGAAUCGACAUUGCCGUUGAUUAACGUCCGCAAAGUGCCGCCAAGUUCAUCGCUGAUUAAUUAAGCGUCCCCGUUAUCCGGACAAACCUGCUAUGUCGGAUUCCAAAGAGUAUCUUACUGCAUUUUCUCUGUUUUUUUUUUUAACUUUACGAUAAGCGAUAACUGCGCGCGUUCGAUGGGAUUCACAUACACUGUAGGCGAUAGUAUUUAUAUAUGUGUUGUAUAUAUUCUAGAGAUUUCGAGAAUUUAUUCGAAAGAAUAUAAAAAGGAGCUGUAUGCUUAUAUAUGCGAUAUAAUGGUGCAAUAAAAAUUCGAUCUGGAUUGCACGGCAUUGUACAUUUUGCGUUGACGUACUUGCACGAAAAAUAAGCUCUGAUCGUGGUUGUAAUCUUAAAUAAUCGUUAAUUCAAUGAAAUAUUGUUAGACGUGACAACAAGUAAAACGUUACGUACAGUAAAGGAAUGAGCGAUCAGGCAAGCAAUUCCAAAAUUUUUUUUUUAAAUACACUAAUAUAUUUAUGACUUUUGUUGGAAACGAAAUAUUUUUAGAGAAAGAAGGGAGGAGAAUUACAUCGUUGUGGUGCUAUAUAGAAAUUUCUUAAAUGUAUUACUUCGACAUUUCACACGUUAUGAAAUUAUAUAAAACAUUUCUACGAAGGUCAUGGUCAAAAAGUAAAUUUUUGCGUUGGAGCGGACGAGGUGACUAGCUCGCACCAAGAAAACAUAAAUACGAUGUGAUCUGUAUAUAAUAAUAUAUAUUACAGAUUAUAUAUAUUCGCCGAUUGUGUACCGAGUGGAGGUCACGUACACAUGUUACGAGAUAUCAAAUAAAUAUAUAUUGUAAACUGUAUAUUUAUAUAUCGAACAUAUAUAUAUACACACAAAUCUUAUGGACAACGAGAGAGACUCUAGGCUAUAUUGACGUGUAUGUCAUUAUUGUCAAUGCAAUUUCUUUAUUACAAUAUAAUAUAUACAA